Molecule: messenger RNA, 4974 nt
Organism: Carassius gibelio (silver crucian carp)
Lineage: Eukaryota; Metazoa; Chordata; Actinopteri; Cypriniformes; Cyprinidae
Product: proline-rich transmembrane protein 1-like
Exons: 4
Coding region: 303-1049 (248 amino acids)
Cellular component (GO): membrane
Source: RefSeq, a predicted model, not a curated record
GUGGCUAAUUCAGUGGAACUAGAUGCGUUCGUUGAAACCUGUUUUCUGCUGCUGCUGCUCUGGAUGUUGCAGUGUGACCGUGGGAAAAAAAGCAGCAACAGACAUCCCGUCAAUAACCCAGCCUUUACAUCCUACAGCAUACAUCAGCAUACCUUCUGAAGAUGCGUUAUAAUUAGCCUGGAGAAAUCAUCAGCAUCAUCUCUUUUGUGAUUUGACACAAAGACAGACGCACUGGUUGGAUUUGGGUUUUAUUGCAACUGGAGAGACACACUGAACAUCGUCGAAACGGAUAAAUAAACGCGAUGUCGUCGGAAAAACACGGACUGGAGGAGGCAGCGGGGAGGCAGUCCAUGUCUCAGCAGAUGAUGCAGAUGGCUCCGCCUCCUUACCUCCCCAACCAGGACCCCAACAUGCCCCCACAUCCUCCUCCAACCAGCUGUGCCCCGCAGCCCAAUUACCCCCCUCCCCCUCCUCCUCCUGGAUCAGAGGGGUACCUGCAGGAGACCCAGUUCCACUGCGGCACCCUCGGGCCCCAGGGGGCUCCAAACGGAUACCCAGUGCAGACGCACGGACCAGUGGGCACCGUCCCUCAUCCCCCAGUGGGCUAUAUACAUACAGGAUACCCCCUCCAGCUGCAGCCCUGCACGGCCUACGUGCCCGUCUAUCCCAUAGGCACAGGGGCACAGCCUUACAUGCCCAACGGUGCACCUCAUCCAGGUGUUGCCCCCGGCCAGAUGGCCAUGCAUAUGCCCAACGGCAUUGCUCUGAUGGAGUCUCGUCGUCCUCCUCACGACUACCUGCCCAUCGCCGUCCUCACCACUGUCUGCUGCUUCUGGCCCACAGGAAUAAUCGCCAUCAUCAAAGCCGUGCAGGUGCGUACGGCUGUGGCUCGAGGCGAUAUGGUUACAGCAGAGAUCGCCUCGCGUGAGGCACGUAACUUCUCCUUCAUCAGUCUGGCGGUGGGGAUCGCCUCCAUCGUGCUCUGCACCAUACUCACCGUUGUGGUCAUCAUUGCCUCUCAGCACCACGAUGACGACUGGGAGCCCUAGAGAGCGAGCGUGGGACGCACCUCCCGUCCUGACCCCAGGCCAUCAUUCCAGUCGGUAUUCUGCUUUUUCUGUCACACUGCACGGUUCUGAUGGCUCAAGCCACCACAACCUAAUCUGCAGUGGAAAAUAUACGCUUUUACAGUCAUUUGGCCCAUGUAUUAGUUACAAGAUAGAUUAAUGGUAUAGUAAAUCUGAGUGUGGGGAAAACCGAGCAUCUACCUUGUUGUAAGCGUGUAAGCUCACACUCACAUCAACCUAACUGAGCACUUCCUGUUUCUCCUAAACUAAAGCCUGUGUUAGAUCAGUAGUUAGAAAAAUAGUGUACUAAAGACUUGAGUCAUGUCAGGUGUUAUCGUUUGCUUUUAGAAUCUGCCAAAAACAUUUAUUUUUAAAAGAAACCCACAGGAACAUAAUUUUGGUAUAACUGUGUUUUUUGUGAUGUUCAAAAUAUUCCAUGUAUUAUUUUUCUCAUUCAUCUGUUUGGAAAGAUAAUAUAUUUAUUUUCUGGUUAACUUGACAAAUUCAUACGCUGAAAGUGUGGAUAAAUUGCGUUUUCUAAACACUAGGUAUUGAAUAGUGUAAAAUAAUGUAUUGAAUAAGUUGAAAGAAUGAUAGACUUUUGAAAUAGUUUCCAAUAUAGCAGAACUGGAAUUUCACAUUUUAUGUACCCAAAGGAACUUCUGUUUUGUAGAUCAAAAGAGUGUAUAUGAGUAUUGAUUAAUCAGAGGCCAGAAAUCUACUCUAAGGAGUACACAAACACAGAUGCAAGUGCUUGGCCAACAGGAGCUUAUAUUUAAAGAGAGUGAUGCACCAAAACCCAAAUUAAAGGUUUCAUUUAGCUGAAAACUGAAACUUAAAUUUGGGUUUUUGAGCUCAGUAUGUCAUUCUCUGUGCUGUGUUCAUACAGCAGAUGAUAAACCAGUCAUAGUAAAGGUCUUUGGCAAUGACCUUCCUCUCAGUAUUUUAACUGAAUAAAUUUGACAUUUUGCAUCAUUUCUGGUUUACCGGUUUGCCCAUUGUAUCUUAUACCACAGACAAAUGUUGUGUGCACAAAACAGAUGCUGACAUAAUCGAUACGUGUCAUAAGAAAAGUUUCAAUCUGUGAUUCCAACCCUUCAAUACUAUUUUGGCUGAAAUCUCUUCUUUUUUUUAUUGCCAAAAUUUGCAUCACUAUUUAAUGCUGCAGUGUUUACUUUUUGCACAAAUAGUGGUUCAAAAUGCAAUUGCAGUCUGUUCGUUUGAGAAGCCGAAAUAGAAACAGAACCUCGCCCCUAUUUUGAUAAUGCCGCCCCACACGAACGUACACAACCCUGGCAGCGGCGAUGGUGGGAUCUGCUGUGCCUGCCGCCCGCAGCAUAUUCAAGCAAAAGCCAACACAGAAAAGUUGUUUUGAAAUACGAAAUCGACGUGACUCACGUACGAAAGACGAAAACAAAGCAGACUCGGCAACUGAUUCCCUUCUGCUCCUUGAGUUUCUCCACCGCUGGAAAGCUGCUCUGAUAUUUACGUGGGUCCUACCUCUUGCAUGAUCGUAACCCUUCUUUUUAAUGUUUUGUUCCUCCAAAAUGUUCCUCUUUUAUAUAUAUAUAGACACACCUCUUACUGCUCAUUGGCCGCAGGUUUGUUUUGGGACUCGCUCCGACACUGUAUUCGAAAGCGUUUUUCAUAAAUCACUUAGUGCACCUUUAAUGCCAUUAAAUUGGGUGUGGUAUUAGGGGCCAUUCACACAGAAUCUAUUUUUGCGUUCCUGCAUUUUCAUUCUUUUUCUAUGUAAACAUAUGCUAGACGGUUUUGUUUGACGUUUGCAUCUCGCAUCUAUUGUUACAUCUCGCGCCCGACACAGCAUUAUAAAAACAUGGAGCUCAAGUUAAACAAGUUCUAAACGUUUUUAAAACUUUAAAAAAAUAAGUGUUUUUAGACCUUCUAGAGCUUUUAUUUUUUUUCUUUUCUCCAUUGCACCUACUGUUUUUAAUCGCAUAAUCAACAUUCUGUGUGAAUGGCCCCUUACUGUGGUAGUCAUUAAACCAGAUUAACCAAUUUGAACUGACCUCAGCAGGAUUCCCAUCAUACUGCUAGCCUGACAUGACGGUAAACUGACCCCAGAAGUAAACAAUUAAUGCUAUUGUAUAGCACCCCUUGUGGCAACACUGAGAAUGCAACGUGUAUUUGAGCAUCAUUAUGAAUUGCUGACACGUUUUCAAUGCGGCAAUAUGUGAAAAUAGCUAAAAGCGUUUGUGUUCAUGUACUUGUGUAGAGUAACUCUUAGGCCUAAGUGUGUUGUUGCAGACCGGUCCAGUUCAGAGGUGUUGAAAGAAUGUAUUCUAGAGUGAAAUUAUUACUUCAUUACAGACUUUUGUAAAUUGGCUCUUCAUUGAAGGAAGACGUGAGAUUUGUGUGUUGUGAAUUAGUGUAUUAUUUAUUAUUUCAAUUAAAUUAUUAAUUUGUGUAUUAUACUUCUAUAUUUAUUGAAAUAACUAACUAUUGAAAUAUUUGGUAAUCUUUCCUAGAUAACAGUCAGUCAUCACAGAUGAUUGCUCAGCUGGCAUAUUCUGAUGAAGCAUGUGAUAAUAUGCACUUUUAUGCUCAGAAAGCAAGUAGCUAGUUUGUCUCACUUCUUUGUAGAUGAGAGUGUAACUUGCUUCAAGUUCGGACCUCAUUGAAACUCCUCACUUGCUGCUGUAGUUUUUAGGGAAACACAUUUAGCACAAUGGUUUGGGUGAACAAAAAGAAUCAAACAAUCCUAGUGUUCUUAAAUAUAGAUUAUAUUAAAACAUGGACGCAGUGUUUUAGAUUUGUAUUUUAGGUCUCCAGUAUGUUUAUUAAUCUCUUGCUUAAAAAAAACUGCAUUCAUCUGUGCCAUCCUCUGACUGUAAAAUCUGUCAAACUCUAUCUUUAAGCAAGAUUUCACCCCAAAAAAUAAAAGGUCUGUCAUUUCUUCACCCUCAUGUCGAUCCAAAAACCUUUUCAUUCUUUACGGCGCAUAAAAGGAGAAAUCUAACAAAAUGUUGAUUCUGUCAUAUCGGUCUUUUCCUGCUCUCUUUAAUCGAUUUCUAAUAUCUUUCUGAUCUAUUUUUGAACAAAUGCCUUGCAGCAUAUUGCAAGUGUUACACUGAACUGUUUGUUGAAUUGUUUAUACUUGUUAGACGUGUGAUUGCACAUGUUCAUGUUUAUACGGGCUACGUCUAAAAAUAUGACCCUCGUUUUCUAACUAAGGGAGAGCAUAGUUUCGACAGAAAUCCUGUCUGUUAAUAAGACAAGCUGGUCUGAUACAUUUUAUUUUGGUGUUUUAAAGUUGUGCAAACACUGUACAGUUGAUGUGAACCUCGCACCUGUUUAUAAUUAUCCCAGCAAUAUGCUUUUUCAGUUGUGAUAUAAAGCAAAUGCUUUAUUGUUGUAAACAUGGCCAAUGAGAUCUGAUUGCCUGAUGUUACUGCACACGGUUUCUCUAAGCUUGUAAAUGCGGUUAGGUUUAUUCAAAAAGCCGCAAGCUCGCUUGUAUUUGUGUGCUUUUAUAGUUUUACUCUGUGGUGAAUCUCACAAAAACCUGUCAAGAACAUAUUUCACCUCAAGUCAGCAGAAAUAAUAUAUUUUUAGCUUAUUUAAGGACUAUUAUUAUUUUCUUUUCAAAGACUUUAAUUGCAAUUAAAAAAAAACAUUAUCAAAAAAGUACAAUAUGUGUGUCGUAAUGAAAAUCUAAUGAGAAUUUCUUAGAAGAGUAAAACAUCCAGAUGCAUUUCAUACAUGAGAGUUUUUUAAAAUCAUGUCAAAAAGACUUAAUUCUCUUUUAUUUUCCUUUAAUUUUGGAUGGGAAUUGUGACUCAAGCAUGUUUUUGUGAGAUUUGCCCUCUUAAUGAGCCCAAGCAUUGAUUUGCUGUGUAUGAACCGAGUGAUUUGAAUUAAAGAGGAAUACCUGGUGGAGCCAGAA